CCAAUACAAAAAUAAUUUAUCUGAGGUGCGUAAACGGAAGUGAACGGUGACCAAGAAUAAUUUCCACGUUAGCAUUUUUGUUGUUCUUUAAACGUUAAUUAUCACUCUGGAACUCAAAAUAUGACUAAUUUAACAGUACAGCAUCACGUUUACCUCAGAUAGUCUUUAAUUAAUGUUGGAGACAGGACUUGGUUGAUAUACGUUAUCUAGGGAACGUUAGCUAACUGCUAACAUGGCUAACUGUAUGGUUUUUCAUACUCAAAUAGCCUCCAUCAUGGAGGUGCUAGCGAAUGCAGCCGUGGCAGACAUCUGUAAACUCGUAGACGACGACUAUGCAGUGUUUCGUUUGGAAAUGACUCAAAGCCAGAAAGAGAACAGGGCAUUGCGGAGGAAACUACAGCUUCUGGAACUGAAGGUGGCACGAGAGCGCGUCCUCGCCAGUCGUCCCAGUAGUGUCAAGAUCCUUGACAGACACAGAGGAAUGGCAAGAGGUGAAGGACAUCUCACUGGAGGCCACAGGAGCUUUGUGAAACCAGCAGGACGCAAUACAUGGCGAGAUGACCAACCAAUCACUGUUGAUGAGGGGAGUGGAACCUCAACCCAGCACGUUAUUGUGAUAGAAUCUGUAGAUGCAGAGGCUGCAGGGUCUGGGGUCAAGCUGGAGAGGUCUGAAGGAGAGGACCCAGGGCAAAGCAGAGACAUCCAGACUGGAGCGGCUGGAGUGCUCCCUGUAGCCACGGAGGACCCCACCACCACACCGCCCAGAACCCGACGCAGCAUCACGGAGGUCUGUGGAACGCCGACCGCUGUCCUCAAGUCUGACCCUGAGACCAUAACUGUAGCACAAAGGCUUUUACAAACAGGAUCUGACCACAGAUCAGAUCCAGAGAGACUGGGGCUGGGGCCACUGGGCUGUCCUCCUGCUCCUGGCUCAGAGUACCUACCGGUAUUUCACCAGAGCCAGAAGACUAAUUCCCGUGGAAAUACUGAUGGUGAUGCGUUAGACACUGGCGGUGAUGAUCUGUCUUGUUUUUACACUACAGAGAUGGACCCUGGCAACAUAUCCUUGGGUUUAGAGACACAGACUGAUCUGUCUAGAGGGGACUGGAAUCAAUACAGCAGUAGUGUAUACUCUGAAGGAUGCCAAGAUAAGAAAGGGGAGGUUAUAGCAGUAGAUGAAGUGAGUGUGAAAGUGGAGGGCGACGCUCCUCUUACAUGGAAUGCAGAUGAGACUCACUUAGGAGAAGGACACUCACAAGGCAGAGAUUUCUUAGAUUACAGGGAAAGCUUAGAGACAAAUCCAAAUGUCUCGAGCCUCUCCCCUUUACACACGCUCAGUGAUCGUGCCCCAGUGUCCACGUCGAAGGGGCCUUCCGAUUCACACGGCCGCGUCCUUUUCGAUCAGGUAUUGAACUCAAAUGACAGGGCUAGAGCCCAGGCUCAGGGAAGGGGAGCAACAUCAGGCAAUAGUAAAGAGAAACGGUUCCUCUGCAUGUUCUGUAACAAAGGCUUCAGCUGCCUCCAGAAGGUGGAGAUCCACCAGAGGGUCCACACAGGUGUGAAACCCUUCAGCUGUACCCAAUGCGAUAUGCGCUUCGCUGAGGCUGGCAGCCUGAAGAGGCACCAGAGGGUCCACACGGGGGAGAAACCCUACAGCUGUACCCAGUGUCACAUGCGCUUCACCCAGGCUGGCAGCCUGAAGAGGCACCUGAAGGUCCACAUGGGAGAAAGGCUGUUUGCCUGAGGUUCUCAGAGAAGAGCUACCUCAGGAUACCCUAGCAGAAAAACUAUUCCACUUCAUAGCUUAUUACGUUUAGAUCAAACCCUUCAGUGUACUGAGCAGAAAAGAUCCACAGAUGCAUUUUGAAUAACGAGAGUAAAAGAUUUCAUUGUUGAAUAUUUCUGGGUAGAAUAUUGCAUCCAGACAUUGUGUGAUAUACACUGAGUGUACAAAACAUUAAGAACACAUUGCUAAUAUCGAGUUGCAUCCCUCUUUUUGCUCUCAAAACAACCUCAAUUAGUCGGACAUGGACUCGAAAGCGUUCCACAGGGAUGCUGGCCCAUGUUGACUCCAAUGCUUCCGACAGUUAUCAAGUUGGCUGUAUGUCCUUUAGGUGGUGGACCAUUCUUGAUACACACGGAUAACUGUUGAGCGUGAAAAACACAGCAGUGUUGCAGUUCUUGACACAAACCGGUACGCCUGCACCUACUACCAUACCUCCUUCAAAGGCACUUACAUCUUUUGUCUUUCCCAUUCACCCCUUGAAUGGCACACAAACACAAUCCAUGUCUCAAUUGUCUCCAGGCUUAAACAUCCUUCUUUAACCUGUCUCCUCCCCUUCAUAUAUACACUGAUUGAAGUGGAUUUAACAGCUGACAUCAAUAAGACAUAGCUUUCACCUGGAUUCACCUGGUCAGUCUGUCAUGGAAUGAGCAGGUGUUCUUAAUGUUUUGUACGCUCAGUGUAUAAAGAACAUAUGCCUAAAGUCUGUUACAUAUUGUAUGUGUACUGUGUAAGCUAUAUGAUGUUCACAAAUGCCUAUUUCAUUACAUCCAUUGAACUGCUUUCCCAAGACACUUUUAAUGAAGAAAUGAAUACAAUUUAUCAUGUUCACGCAGAUUUUUAGUUGAAGUGUAUAUGUGGUUUUCAUAUGGUGUAUUUAACACUUAUGUUUAAUGAACAUAAAAGGAUAUUUUUCUAA
Salvelinus fontinalis (brook trout) is the source of this 2702-nucleotide messenger RNA. Its product is annotated as myoneurin-like. The coding region runs from base 233 to 1744 and encodes 503 amino acids. NCBI's taxonomy places the organism in Eukaryota, Metazoa, Chordata, Actinopteri, Salmoniformes, Salmonidae. Gene Ontology annotation, molecular function: DNA-binding transcription factor activity; RNA polymerase II cis-regulatory region sequence-specific DNA binding. Gene Ontology annotation, biological process: regulation of transcription by RNA polymerase II. The record is from RefSeq and is a predicted model, not a curated record. The transcript is spliced from 3 exons.